AUAGUAGGGAGUAAGGUGGAGCCCCUGGACUAUAGGGGCAUGGACACUGAGAGUAGUCCGUCCCCGUCUAGUUCGGAGAAAACGGUGGAGGGGGUGAGAGGAGAUGAGAUGGUGGAAGUUGGGGAAGGAGAUGUGGUAGAGGUGGGGUAUAAUGAGGGAGGAGGGGUUGAGGUAGAUAGCAUACCCAUCACCGUAGUAGAAGUAGAAGGUAAUGGGGAGAGAGGCUAUGAUAGGAAUGCAGAGAUAGUGGAGGAAGUGAAGCAGUACCAAUCUGAACUAAGGACCAGGGAGGACCUGUGUCACUUAGUAGAAACGUACGAGAUCUCUUCUCGGGUACUAGUUAGGCCAGCUGGGGUAGAAGAGAGGGCAUGUUCUGCUCCUCGGGAUCAUUGGAUGCCCGUAUACUCCCAUUAUUUGUAUGCUGGGCUUAAGUUUCCAAUUCUCGAGUUGCUAAUAGGUUUACUGUUAGAUUACAACAUAGGGUUGACACAGUUGGUCCCCAACGCAAUGAGGGGGGGUAGCAGGAGAGAUAAGGGGUGGUAUUAUUUCAUCCCGAGGGUAGCUAAUAAGGAGGGUAGGAUUUUAUUCACUGCGGGUCCUUCAUCCAUUAAGGGAUGGAAGGGAAAAUUCUUUUUUGUGGAUGACACAGAAUGGGGGAAAGGGGAUGCUGAGGUGAGGGCAUUAGUCUCCUGGAAGGCCAAAAGGGCCAACCAGAAUAGGUUUAGUUUGAAUGGGGACGAAGAGGAAGAAGUGGGGAGGUUGGUGAGGAAGAGGGGGGAUGUACUAAAUAUUAUGGACCUCACCAGCGCAGCAUGCAUAGAGGCUGCUGAGCUUUAUGGGCCAAGCGCUUUGAGUGAAGCUGACAUGGAACAGUUUCUGAAUACUGCUGGAGGGAAGGCCAUCCCCAAGAAGCCAAGGAAGAAGUCAAGGACUUCAGCUAAGCAAGUGGAUGAGGGGAAAGCUGGGAAGGAGGUAGUGCCCCUGGCUUCAGCUGAGACGGAGGACGAGGUGCCACCGUUGAAGAGGAAGGGUUGGGAGGAGAGGAGAGCAGUGGAGAAGAAGCAGAAGGUGGUGGAGGAAGAGGGGAGUGGGGUGCCUGAGUUCGUACCUCAGCCUCCUCCUGUUGAGCUGGACCCUGAGCUCAGACGGUUGGAGGAGGGGACUGAGGUACGAGCUCCUGGUAAGGGAAAGGGCCCUGUUACCCCGACGGUGUCUCAGAGCAGCCUGUUCGAGGUGAAGAAUAUGAUGGGGGCUAGGUGGUUUAUCAACAACACCUUUCCCGAAGUAGACAAACGCCACGCGCGAGAGGAGGCUCUGAGGUACGGAGGAGCUUCUAUGGUGAAGCACGUCCUUGAGAGCGCGAGCUGGGUGAAUGGUCUAGCCCAGGAGUUCAGGGAGGGUGAGAGCAAACGAAGGAUCUCUGAAAGCGAGCGUGAGGCUCAGGCGCAAGAAAUAAGGCUGAUGACGGAGGCAUUCAAGGAGCUGAAAGGGAACAUGCAGAAGUUGGUGCAUAAUGGAAUGAAGGAGCACAUCAACAACUUCAUCAGUUCCAGCUCGUUUGACAGCAUCGUCAACUUGUACCGGCUACCCACUGCCAUCAUCGCGUUCACUGAUUGCAGAAAGAAGGUGAAGGCUGCAUAUCCCGAAGUGGACGUGACAAAGAUCACCUUCGGCGAGCAAGAAGAAGGAGUGGAGGAAGACGGUGAGAGCAUGUCAGCAGACUUCCGUCCUCAAAUCAAACUGAGGUGGGAGGAUGAUGCAGACGAUCUUGCUGUUUUCCCUCCAGAAUUCGACUUCGAGUUCGUGGCAGUGGAGGAAGAAGGGGCAGAGGUAGGAGGAGACGAAGUGGAGGCUAGAGUGGAAGGAACUGAAGUGGAUGAGAGGCAACUAGUUCCAGAAGUAGAGAUCCACUCAGUUCCUUCUGACGAUGAGCAGCCUCCACUGCCAGAUGAGCAGCAGCCAACACAACCACCUCUUCCGGCUGAACAGGAGCCAGUGGAACCACCUCCACCAGCAGAGAAAUAAUUUUUUGUUUGUGAAUUUUUUGUAGAAACAUUAAACAAUUUGUAAAACUGUUAUUGCUGUUAAAUGAAAAUUCAAAUUUGAAAUUAUAUUAUUUGUUUAUGUUUGCUUUAUAUGUUUAUUGUUAUUUAUGAAUUAAAGAGCUGUGAAUACU
Messenger RNA from Rubroshorea leprosula, 2176 nucleotides. The record is from the annotation of a GenBank genome assembly. Lineage: Eukaryota; Viridiplantae; Streptophyta; Magnoliopsida; Malvales; Dipterocarpaceae.